Messenger RNA from Linepithema humile (Argentine ant), 969 nucleotides. RefSeq names its product zinc finger protein 346-like. Gene Ontology annotation, molecular function: nucleic acid binding; zinc ion binding. Gene Ontology annotation, cellular component: nucleus. Lineage: Eukaryota; Metazoa; Arthropoda; Insecta; Hymenoptera; Formicidae. The record is from RefSeq and is a predicted model, not a curated record.
UUGAGAUCAUUCUGUGUGUAUCAGUGUGUAUUCGAGACGUGAGCACGUAGGAACGUAUUCGAAGAAGUAACAUAUUCACACGGCAUUCACGCAGCGAAUCAAAAAAAAUUUGUGUACACAUCACGCAUCAAUACGCCGUUUCACCGAACAGAAUUACAACGAUAAGAAAAUGGCUUUGCCAUCAGAAAACGUUAUAAACAGGAAUGAUCCUGUAACAAUGGCAGUAGUUGAUAAUAUAAUGGGUAAUUUGCCCACUAAGAAACCUCUCGUUCGCUGUGAAGACUGUGACCUUUCCUUUACAAGCCAAACAGUAUUAGAUACACACUUACAAGGUGCACGUCAUGCCAAACAGGUGAGAUCAAAAAAUAUAAUGGCAACACUUGAAGAAACAAAGAUUUCAUUCACUAAAGAUGAAGAAACAAAUGGGCUCAAAUGUAAUGUAUGCAAUGUGUGCCUGAACUCUAUUCAACAGUUACAAACACAUCUCAAUGGAAGUCGUCAUAAAAAGAAAUUAAUGAAAGGUGAAUGGGAUGGCAAAGAGAUUGUCACCCAAGGCACUUCACUGGCAUCAUCAACCGGUAGCUCACAGCAGCCUGAUGACAGCCUGAGAGUGAAAAGGGUUUUAUUUUCCUGUGAUAUAUGUAACAAGUUCUUCAAUUCUCCGUCUCAAUACAGUGUGCAUAUGAAUUCGGAAAAACAUGCUGACAAAGUGAAGAGAUCUAAGAAUCCGAAUAUGAAAAGAUUUAAUCCAUACUGGAAAAAAAGAAAACCAAUUGCAGCUUCCAAGGACCAAAUACCGUCUUUGUCGAACAACUUUGUGUCGGGUGGUGUUAUGAUGACCUAUCAGCCAUAAGAUACCGUAUUUUAUUUUUAAUUGUAAAUUCGAAAUGGUUUUAUUUAUUUAUUGAAUGAUUUUAUUAAUGGUUAGAUUAUUUUCAAUGCUAUUGUGUUAAAAUCAAGUUAUAUAUA